AUGGAAAAAGCUUUACUGAAAGGUUUGAGAGUUAAGGAAACAGAAGUCAAGAAAAAAUUAAACAAAUAUUUUGAGGAAAAAGUUGAAGAGCUAGGAGACUCUUUGGCAUUAGUAUUUGAAGAUGAGAAGGGAGAAAAUAUUGAAAUGACUUAUAAUGAACUAAACAAAACAGCAAACCGUAUUGCAAAUAAAAUUCUGAAACUCUUAGAGAAAAGUUAUUUUGAACCCAACAAAGAUGGUGACUGGUUAAUUGGCAUCUGCAUGAAACCUUCUAUUAAUUUAAUUACAACUAUGCUUGCUGCAUGGAAAAUUGGAGCUGCUUACCUUCCACUUGAUUUUUCAUUUUCUGAUGAACGAGUCGAAUACAUUUUAGAUGAAUCUCAACCAGUAUUGAUCAUUUACGACAAUGAAUUAAGCGCUCAGAGUUUUUUUCAGAAAGCAAAAAAUAGAUUAGAAGAUCUAAUGAGUUGCGGUCGAGAUUAUCACAAUGUCGGCUACUGUCACUGUAUUGUUUAUGGACAAUGUUUUAAAUUCGACAAUAUUCUUGAAAGUUCAAAUGAUUUCAGUGAACAAAACAUUGAUGAAAAAAAUACUUUAACAAAAGGUGAUCCAAGAAUUGCAAUCGUUCUGUACACGACUGGAGCGUUAGGACGGCAAAAGGUGUUCGAAUACCGCCUUGAAUGGUACUGGGAAGAAUAUCCUUUCUUUGAAAAUGAAUCACAUUUGAUAUUCAAAUGUCCAACAAGAUUAAUUGAUCAUGUCGGAGAGAUAUGGAGCACUCUUCUUGCUGGUAAAAUUCUCGUGAUCAUUCCAGAAGAAGUUGCUGUGGAUUCUGAAAAACUUGUUCCAAUUCUAGAGAAGUUUGAUGUUCAUCGAUUGAUAUCAAUGCCUUCGUUCCUUGCACAAAUAUUAACAUUCUUAGCUUCACUUGAAAAUAACAAAACGAAAAAUGAGAAAAAACUUUCAAAUAUUAAACUUUGGAUAAGUUCAGGAGAUAUUUUGUCAAUUAAUCUUGCUAAUAAUUUUUUUGAUUACUUCAACAAUGACGGUCAACAUAUGCUUGCAAACUUUUAUGGAACGACUGAAGUCAUGGCUGAUGUUUCAACAUUCUUAGUAAAAUCAAAAGAAGAACUUGAAAAUUUUGAAAGUUUUCCAAUUGGCAAGCCAAGUCACAAUACAAUCAUUUAUAUUUUGAAUGAUAGGAAAGAGAUUGUCAAAGAAGGAGAAACUGGUGAAAUUUAUGUAAGUGGAAAUUUUGUUACCGAUGGAUAUGUAAUGGAUCACACUCACAAAAGAUUUACGAGAAAUCCUUUUCAUAUGCUGCCUGUUUAUUGGGAUCUCUAUCGAACUGGUGACUUUGGGAAGGUUCUUAAUGGAUUACUUUUCUUUGAAGGAAGACAUGACACCCAAAUUAAAGUAGAAGGCAAUCGUGUUGAAUUGAAUGAGUUGGAAAAUAUUUUGAACAGUUUUAUUUACGUUGAAAGAUGUUUAAUUCAACUUCUUAAUCGAAAUGAAAAAGAUCAAGUCAUUUUGGCAUUUGUGACAUUUAAAAGGUCUUAUGCUCAUAAGAAAUCAAGUGACAUUGAAGAAGAUUUACGGCUGAAAAUUCCAAUUUACAUGAUGCCUCAAAUCAUUCUUCUCAGUCAAUUUCCUUAUUUUGUGAGUGGAAAAAUUAAUGUAAGGGAAUUGAUGAAGUCAUUUAAACAGAAAACUUUGGCACUUUCUGAAGCAUUUCAAGUCGAUAUGGAUUUGGAAAAUGUUCCAUAUCAAAAGUUGGAAAUUGUUGAGAAAAUUUUCUUUUUAACCGUUAUAAUUUUUCUCCUGUACUACUAUAUCCCACACACAAUUCUCUGCAUCAAUCAACUUCGCAAGCAAAAAUUUUAUGUUUCCCUCAGGGAUUUUUUCGAUGCUAAGGAUAUUGGCGAAAUUAUUGAGAAAAUUGAAUCACAGCAAGUAAGUCAAAAUCAUGCAAGUUUAUUAGAAAUACCAGCAAUGGAAGAUCUACACAUUGAACCAUUAAAUCAUCAACGAAGGAAUGAAUGUGUCAACUUACUGGCAACUGGAUUAUGUGAGAAAGGAAUUUUAGAAAACUUUCUUGUAAGCACAGACAUGGAAGAAUAUUCGAAUUUUCUCAAAUUUAAUUGGGCUUUGUUUGUGGAUAAUGAAAUAAGUUUCAUGGUUCUUGAUAAUCAAGAGAAAAUCGUUGGCAUUUCACUUAAUAUUGAUGUUGAAGAAGGUCCCGAAAUUUCAUCAGAGCGAUCAUCAAUUCAAACAAUUAUCAAAUUCAUGGAAUUUGUUCAAGAUGACAUUAUUUCUGAAAAAAAUAAUGGAAGAAAAGUUCUUGAAACUUUCAUGAUGGCGACUUCAAUAAGUUUAGAUGCUUUUGAAAAUAUUUGUAUCGUUCAUCUCAUGGAAAAUCACAUUUUAACUGUUGCAAAAGAACGAAACUUUGAUUCAAUAAUCACCACAAGCACCAAUGAUCUGAAAACGGAAAUUUGUGAGAAACUUCUAGGAUACGAACAAUUGAAAGCUUUUCAACUCAAUCUCUACAUUGAUAGUUAUGGAAAAAGUCCAUUUUCAAAGGCGCAAGAUUCACAAAAAACAAUCACAAUGUGGAAGAAUUUGCAAAUUUAA
Molecule: messenger RNA, 2634 nt
Organism: Clunio marinus
Lineage: Eukaryota; Metazoa; Arthropoda; Insecta; Diptera; Chironomidae
Source: the annotation of a GenBank genome assembly